UAUCUAUAUCAAAAAUAUAUUUUUAUAUAAUUUCCUAAAAAUGAACUAAAAUAAAAAAAACUACAAAAAAAUAAAAAUUAUUGAGUAAUAUAAAAUAGAAUUAGGUUUAUAAAAUCUGAAAAAAUGUGCGCAUGUACUUUCUGCCCGACCUGUCCACCAAUAUUACCGUGUGGUACGGGUCCUUGUUGUUACUCGUGUCCCCCGCCGUGCCCAUGUUGCCAGCCGUGCUGUCCGCCGCCAGUGCCUUGUACGCCGUGUCCGCCGUGUAAAUGCUGCCCAGUGUUCCGGCAGUGUCCAGCCCCCGUGAUUCCUGACUGCGUGCCACCUAUAGUGCCGAUUUUGCCACCGUGUAGACCUCGUAGGUGCCCGCCUCCUGAGCCGUGCCCGCCUCCUCCACCUCCACCAGUCUGUUGUCCACCUGUGCUUCCCUGCUGUCCCCCACCUCCGCCAUGCGAUCCGCCACCGGUCUGUCCGUGCCCAGAGCCAACACCAUGCUAUCAGCCGGUGUUACCCUGCUGUAAUCCCCAGUGCCCUCCUCCUAUUUUACCCAAACAACGACCUAUUUGCCCCCGGGCGCCUCCUUGCCCCUACCCAUGCUUGCCGGUAUGCCGUAGUUGCUGCCCACACUGCGAACUUGACCCGGUAACACGACGACGGCCAUUAAUAGUUCAUGACAGUGUGUUCCACACUAGGAAGACUGGAUUGCCUGGCGAGUGUUUCACGAGGACCUCCCCUAACAUACGGUAUAAAGUUGAAAAUUAUGUGAGACAGGGCCCACAAGCUUGUUGUUGGUAUCCAGUCCCAGUUCCUCUACGGUAG
Messenger RNA from Helicoverpa zea (corn earworm), 819 nucleotides. Its product is annotated as vegetative cell wall protein gp1-like. The coding region runs from base 124 to 819 and encodes 231 amino acids. The transcript is spliced from 3 exons. The record is from RefSeq and is a predicted model, not a curated record. Lineage: Eukaryota; Metazoa; Arthropoda; Insecta; Lepidoptera; Noctuidae.